Messenger RNA from Sipha flava (yellow sugarcane aphid), 1729 nucleotides. Its product is annotated as E3 ubiquitin-protein ligase CHIP-like. Gene Ontology annotation, cellular component: cytoplasm. The transcript has 8 exons. Bases 585 to 1472 code for a protein of 295 amino acids. Gene Ontology annotation, molecular function: ubiquitin protein ligase activity; protein-folding chaperone binding. Gene Ontology annotation, biological process: cellular response to misfolded protein; protein polyubiquitination; protein quality control for misfolded or incompletely synthesized proteins. NCBI's taxonomy places the organism in Eukaryota, Metazoa, Arthropoda, Insecta, Hemiptera, Aphididae. The record is from RefSeq and is a predicted model, not a curated record.
UGUACUCGCGUUUUGCUUCCGUUUCGCGCGCGUUCGAUACGAGAAAAUCGGACGGCCGGCUCCGGAGGGGCUGUGCUCGCAGCAAAACAAUCGUACGAGAACCGUGUGCCCCCCCCCCCCCCCCACAAGCAGUGCUGGAGUGGCGGCACCGACCGAUGUUGUGUACGCCGCCGCCGUGUUGGUUCGUCUUCGCGCCUAUCAGUGUCGGCGGUGCCCCAGACCGCAUCACCUGUUGUUAACUUUUCGACGUCGUUCCGGACGCAGAGACCGAUCAAGGUGCCACUCCCCAUAGAGCGCUCUUGUGCGACACACGAACAGUGCCGGCCGUCGGGUGGAUGUUCGACGACCGGGACGACAAUACAAUACCGUAGCUCGCGAGUGCGCGACCGUCGAGCUGGUGAUAUCCGCGAGAUAUCAGAGGCUAUUCCCGUUCACGCGAGUUCGCUUAUUUCGCCGUUUUCGCUGUGCGGAGGCGACCGAUUCUUUUCGUUUGUCCAACGGUUCCGUUUCCCCGUCGGCGGUCCUUGCGAUUCGUUCUGCGGCUGGUCUCGGUAUUAUACAUCUCAUCAGUUCGUAACUAUAAAAUGUACGAACCCAUCAAGUCCGAUUAUGUGACUAUUAAUCAAAGCGAUAUUGAUCUCAAAGUAGAAGGCAAUCGCCUAUUCAAUGCUAAACGAUAUUCUAAAGCCAUUGAAUGUUAUAGUAUGGCUAUUGUAAAAAAUCACAUUGUUCCUGAGUAUUUCACCAAUCGAGCAUUAUGUUUCUUAAGGUUAAAUAAAUGGAAUGAAGCGUAUUCAGAUUGUUGCCAAGCUUUAGAACUAGACUCUGAACACAUUAAAGGUUGUUUCUUUUUGGGGAAGACACUGAUCGAGCUGGGAAAGUAUGAUGAAGCAUUACAAAAAUUACAAAAAGCUCAUAAUCUGGCAAAAGAAAAAAAAAUUAACUACGGUGAUGACAUAACAAGAAAUCUUCGAAAAGCCCGUAGAUUGAAAUGGGAGAAACAAGAAAGCUUAAGACAAAGUCAAGAGAUGGAACUUUUGUCAUAUUUGAAAAAACUUAUGGAAGAUGAUAUGAUUCGUAAAAUCAAUGAUAUUAAAUUGCCAUCCGAAGAUAAAGAUCAAAUUGAAGAAUUUGAAAACCGUACUAUGGAAAUUCAAAAUCAAAAUGAGAAAAAUAUUUCUGAACUACAUACAAUAUUUGUUAAGAAUGAUGAUCGACUAAAAAAACGAGAAUUACCUGACUUUUUGUGUGGUAACAUUAGUUGUAAUAUUGUGAAGGAUCCUGUUGUUACUCCCAGUGGUAUAUCGUAUGAUCGUAAAGAUGUAGAAGAACACUUAAUGAAAAUUGGUCAUUUUGAUCCAGUAUCAGGUCGGCCUUUAACAGUUGAACAACUUAUUCCAAAUUUGGCAUUAAAAGAAGCAGCUGAAACAUUUGCCAUGGAAAAUGAUUGGCUGGAUCAAUAUUGCAUUUAAUCUACAUAGAUGGAUUACUUAACUAAAAAUAAAUUAAAAAUAUUUAAUUUUAAGUAUUAAAAAAAAUAUGCCAUACAAGUAUUUUAUAUUCUCAUUAAAAUAUAUAUCAUAUAUAUAUAUAAUUUAUUGUACUAGUAAGAUAAAGUCUGGAUUAAAAUGAAGAGAGGGCUUCAGGUCUAAAAACUUGCCAUAUUUUUAUUUUUAUUUUUUUUGUGAGACCUUAUUUAUAUAUUGAUUUGACUGUUUUUUAAAGUAAA